Messenger RNA from Brachypodium distachyon (stiff brome), 5385 nucleotides. RefSeq names its product protein MON2 homolog. The transcript is spliced from 44 exons. Lineage: Eukaryota; Viridiplantae; Streptophyta; Magnoliopsida; Poales; Poaceae. The record is from RefSeq and is a predicted model, not a curated record. Bases 182 to 5053 code for a protein of 1623 amino acids.
GCGACCAACGUAAGAAGCUCUUGUCGUCGUCUCCGUCUCACCUCACCAGAUCUUAGAAUCUCACCAAUCCCCCACUUCCGUCCAGUCUUCCUCCGAUCUCCGCGAGGGGAUAGUCCAAAACCCUAACCCCUAGCGGCCUAGCCUCUUGACUGAGCCCGAGGAGGAGGAGAAAGAGGCGGGGAUGGCCUUCAUGGCGGCGCUGGAGGCCGAUCUGCGCGCGCUCUCCGCCGAGGCGCGCCGCCGCCACCCCGCCGUCAAGGACGCCGCCGAGCACGCAACGCUCAAGCUCCGCUCUUUAUCAAAUCCAAGCGAAAUAGCUCAAAAUGGGGAUAUAUUACGGAUGUUUCUGAUGGCAUGCAGUGUCAAAUCAGUGAAGCUGAGUGCGAUAGGACUAUCCUGUUUGCAAAAGCUUAUAUCACAUGAUGCUGUAGCAUCAUCUGCAUUGAAGGAGAUAUUAGCUACGUUGAGGGAUCACGCAGAGAUGACAGAUGAGAGUCUUCAACUGAAGACUUUGCAGACAAUGUUGAUUGUCUUUCAGUCACAUUUACGUCCUGAAAGUGAGGAGGACAUGUCUCAAGCCCUUGGAAUAUGCCUUCACCUACUUGAAAGCAUUCGAUCUUCUGACAGUGUCCGCAAUACGGCAGCUGCUACAUUUAGACAAGCAGUGGCAUUGGUGUUUGAUAAUGUUGUCCUUGCCGAAUCACUUCCCACUGGUAAAGCCUCCCCAGCAAGGCUCAGUUCGCGUGCUAGCUCUGUUGCCAAUAAUGUUACUCGUAGUUUCGGCCAGACAACACUGUCACUAGCGUGUAACUAUGGUGAACUUACCAUGAGGGAAAAUCUUACAGAUAUUGGAAAGCUUGGUCUCCGACUACUCGAAGACCUGACAGCUCUUGCCGCAGGUGGAUCUGCUAGGUGGUUGCAUGCUCAAUCACUGCACAGGACAUUUGCCCUUGACAUACUUGAGUUUGUGUUAUCCACAUAUGUUGCUGUAUUCCGGGCAUUAUUAUCUUACCAGCAGGUCUUGCGACAUCAAAUAUGCUCACUUCUUAUGACUUCACUCCGCACAAAUGUGGAGCUUGAAGGUGAAGCAGGAGAACCUGCUUUCCGCCGUUUAGUCCUACGUUUGGUCGCUCAUGUCAUCAGACUCUACAGCUCUUCACUUGUCACUGAAAGUGAGGUAUUCCUUAACAUGCUCGUGAAAGUUACUCGUCUGGAUUUACCUUUAUGGCAUCAGAUACUUGUUCUUGAAAUUUUGAGAGGGUUUUGUGUAGAAGCUCGCACUCUGCGUUUGCUAUUUCAGACAUUUGACAUGAAUCCUACAAAUACUAAUGUUGUGGAGAACAUGGUUAAAGCACUUGCUUUGGUGGUAGCUACUAUUCAGGUGGUAUUGGCUUCAGAUUCAAGUGAAGAGACUCUUGCAGCUGUUGCUGGAAUGUUCAGUAGUAAAGCUAAAGGGAUUGAGUGGAGCAUGGAUACUGAUGCAUCAAAUGCUGCUGUUUUGGUUGCUAGCGAAGCGCAUACCAUCACUCUUGCCCUUGAAGGUCUCUUGGGUGUAGUUUUUACUAUUGCUACUUUGACUGAUGAGGCUCUAGAUGCUGGUGAGCUUGAAUCACCAAGAUGUGAAUUGGAUCAUAUGGAAUGUAGUGGACAAUCGGCUCUUCUUUGUGUCGCCAUGGUCAAUUCAACAUGGUUAACCAUCCUUGACUCCCUUUCACUUAUUUUGAUGAGGUCACAGGGAGAAGCUAUAAUAUUAGAAAUUCUGAAAGGAUACCAGGCAUUCACUCAGACUUGUGGAGUUCUCCGAGCUAUAGAGCCCUUAAACUCUUUUCUAGCAUCACUUUGCAAGUUUACAAUCAACAAUCCAAAUGAAGGGGAGAAGAGAAGCAUCUUGCUCUCUCCUGGAUCGAAGAAGGCAGAAAUCUUAAUGGAUCAGCGUGAUAGUAUUAUUCUGACACCAAAAAAUGUGCAGGCAUUGAGGACACUUUUUAAUGUGGCACAUCGCUUACACAAUGUGCUGGGUCCGUCCUGGGUUUUGGUCUUGGAGACUCUUGCAGCACUUGAUAGAACUAUUCAUUCUCCGCAUGCCUCAACCCAGGAAGUAUCGGCUUCUGUUUCAAGACUCUCAAGAGAUACAUCUGGACAGUACAGCGACUUCCAUAUACUCUCUUCUUUAAAUUCUCAGUUGUUUGAAAGUUCAGCCUUGAUGAACAUAGCUGCAGUGAAGUCACUUUUGUCUGCAUUGCAUCAAUUGUCAAUUCAACACAUAUCAGGAAAUUCUCAGCUAUCAGGCCAGCAGAUUGGGAGUAUUGCAUUUUCAGUGGAGCGCAUGACAUCAAUACUUGUCAAUAAUCUGCAUCGAGUUGAGCCAAUUUGGGAUCAAAUUGCUGCACAUCAUCUUGAGCUUGCCAAUUGCUCCAACCUACAAUUACGUAAUAUGGCGCUGGAUUCAUUAGAUCAUUCAAUUUGCUCUGUAGUGGGUUCUGAAAAAUUUGAGGGAAUCAGUUCAGCACCUCAUCAGUUGAAAGAUUACCAAUUGGUUCAAGAAAGCGCAACAGGAUCAUUUGAGUAUGCAGUUUUAUCUCCACUGGUUGUCCUAUAUUCGUCCAACAAGAAUAUUGAUGUUCAGAUGGGUGCACUGAAAAUUCUUUUGCAUGUUCUUGAGAGACACGGAGAAAAGCUGUCCUAUAGCUGGCCUGGCAUUCUUCAUAUGUUGAGGGCUGUUACUGAUGCAUCUGAAAAAGAUAUCAUCUCCUUGGGAUUUCAGAGCAUACGUGUAAUAAUGAAUGAGGGACUGGCAACCAUUCCAGUACAAUGUCUUGAUGAGUGCAUUUUGGUAACUGGAGCAUAUGGUGCCCAGAAAACCGACAUAAACAUAAGUUUGACAGCGGUUGGUCUUUUGUGGACUGCUACCGAUUUUGUUGUGAAGGGAUUAAUUGGCAAGUCUGUUGAGAAAGCUAAUCACAUGAAUGAAGAGGUUCAGUCUGGUGCAUCAGGAGAAGGAGAUAUACCAUCCAGUGAGAGACACAUCAAGCAGAAUCCCUUGAAACAAGUUGAUUAUAAUAAGCUUUUCUUUUCAGUUUUUUCUGUCCUUCAAAAACUGGGUGCGGAUGAUCGUCCUGAGGUUCGGAACUCGGCAGUUCGGACUCUCUUUCAGACUCUCUGCACCCAUGGGCAAAAGCUUUCUAAAAGUAUGUGGGAGGAUUGCCUUUGGAUAUAUGUUUUCCCCAUGUUAGAACGUGUUACCCACUUGGCAUCUACCUCAUCUAGAGAUGAGUGGCAAGGGAAGGAACUAGGAACUCGUGCAGGGAAAGCUGUUCAUAUGCUUAUCCAUCACAGUCGAAAUACAGCGCAAAAACAAUGGGACGAAACUAUUGUUCUUCUAUUAGGUGGCAUAGCACGACUUUUACGUUCAUUUUUCCCUCUCCUCCAGCAAUUGAGCAAAUUUUCUUCUGGCUGGGCACUUUUGCUUGCUUUUGUAAAAAAUAGCAUCCUAAAUGGUAGCAAGGAGGUUGCUCUUGCAGCUAUCAAUUGUUUGCAGACGUUUGUUGGUUCAAACUGCCCGAAGGGCAAUCUAGAAUCCUCCUAUGUUAAAUCUGUUCUUGAUAUUUAUGAACUUGUUCUUCAAACUUCACCAAACUAUAAGAGUGACUCAGCUGAUAAAGUGAAGCAAGAGGUCCUCCGUGGUCUGGGAGAUCUCUAUGUUCAAGCACAAUCUUUAUUUGAUGAUGCCAUGUACCUGAGGCUCAUGGCUGUUAUGCAUCUAAUGAUUAAAAGUUCCAUGAAUUCUACAGAUUCUGAUAGUGAACUGGGUAGUAUCCCUGCUGUACAGCGUGGUAUCUUGGAAAUUAUUCCUAUGCUACGCCCGACAACUAUCUUAUCUUCAAUGUGGCCACCUCUCCUCCUCGAACUGCUAUGCUAUUUCAACGGACACGAAAGCCCCCUGCACAGGAACAGUAAAGAAAUACGUGGACAAAAUUCUGACACGCUGGUAAAUGGCACAAAGAAUGCUUCUGUUGAACGAGGCCACAUCAGUGGCAGUGGCACAAAAGGAGAUAAUAUGGUGGGUUGUGGUUGGGGUAUCCUGUUUAUAGAAAAGCUUGUGCCGAUCAUGGUCAACCUUUUCUUGGAGGCUCCACCAAAUGAAAGGUGUAGCGCAUCUCCUGAAAUUAUUCAAGCUCUUGGAAGGUGCAUGAACACAAGGAGAGACAAUCCCAGGGGCACUCUUUGGAGAAUUUCUGCUGAAUGCUUCAAUCGUGUUGUGACAGAUGAGGUGAAGCAGGAAAUGGAUGAAUGUAAAAGUGACAUGAAUUCAUAUAGACUUUCUAGAGCUCGGUUCUGGAAGGAGGUUGCGGAUUUGUACGAAACAUUCCUUGUUGGAUCUUGUGGCCGUGUGUUGUCAUCAGAUGUUCCUUCAGCUGACUCUGUUACAGCAGAUGAGAGCCUCGAGAUGACUGUCCUCACUGUUUGUGGAGACAGUGUUCUGAAACUGCAGAAGGAUGCUCCUGUUGAGAUAUUGCAAAGGCUUGUGAACUGUCUUGAUCGUUGUGCAUCACGGACAGGAUCCCUUCCUAUUCAAACUAUUGGUCUUCUACCAUUGCACUGCAGCAGAUUUUCACUGGGCUGUUUGCAGAUGUUGUUUUCUUUAUGCAGUUGUCCAUUGAAGACAAGCUUGUGCUCUCCAGUUUCAGAAACCAGCAAAGUUUCUAUUUCCAUUCUUACAAAGCGAUGUGAGGUUAUACUGGGACAGUUUUUAGCUGACGAAAAUGACCUAGGAGAACGUGCAUUACCUAGUGUGAGGAUUGAAGAAACGAUUUGUGUUCUUCAAGAGCUUGCUAGACUAAUAAUAAACAUUGAAACAGCCAAUUCUCUAAGCAUACCACUAUACCUGAAAGAAGCGUUGGGAGGAAACAAGUCCCAUGGGCGGGCUCAUUUACUGUCAUUGCUGCCCACUUUCUCUGAGCUUGUCGUCUCACGAGAAGCCAGGGUUCGGGAGCUUGUGCAAGUUCUUCUCAGACUCAUAUCCUCGGAGCUAGGACUGCAACGCCUGACAUAAAGAUGAAUGACGAACUCCAUUUUAUGUUCCUUCUUUUUUCAAUCGUCCUCCUGUUAUUUUACAUUCUUGAUUCUGUAUAGCCAUCAUAACAGGCAAUAGGCGGGUUGAGGAAUCACAUCUAUAAUGAUUAGGGUUGUACAUGUACCAGUUUUCUGGGAAAAUUGGUGUUUGUUUCUGUUGACGUUAGGUGUAUAGCCCAAUUGUUUUUAUGUUUGACGUAGCAGUAAUGAACACCUCCUGUAAGUUGUGAAAAUAACUUGUAUUUUGUACUGUGGGUUAAGGCUGUGAUUGUCUUGAAAAUCUGUAUGUGAAUGAAGUAUGCAGAGGCGAAA